AUGGAGUACACGACGCAGUCAUAUGUGACGGAUGGGGUAGACAUCGCGAAGACCCACUUGGGAGAACAGAUGUCAAUAGACACGAAAGGAAGGGUUAUGAACCAACGGAUAUACGCAAAGACCUCUACGGGCAAGGGCUACGACGCGAAAACCGAGGCACCAGAUGACGAGCAUCCCAUCUCGCUUUUGGCGACACAAGCGGAGAUAGACAGCAGAAAGGACACUGUCCAAUACCUAGUAGUGGGUAUCAUCAUAGCAAAGGAACCCGGGAGGUAUGCCACCUCGGGUCAAGGCCCGUCCCGCAACAAAGGCAGAGACGCCGAACGAAAAUCGAGAGGAGUCCUACCCAGGGAGCCAAACGUCCUACGCGCGUUGGUUCCUGUCACAGCGCAUUUAGACCCUACAAGCACACCUUUAUAUCGCAUUGCCUAUGGGCAAGAAAACGGGAUAUGCAAGGUGAAGCCAAUGGUCUUCGAGAACAUAUUUUUUUUCCCGGAAAUUUGGGAACGGGUAAGUGCAAAAAAUGCAAAAGAGAAGAAGACGGAGAUUGGUCAGAUAUGUAAGAGCCUGGCAGCGGACUCCCAGAAUCCACCGGAGAGAAAUGUUAUAUCUAUAAAAAAGCGAAGAUCAAACACAAAUCAGCCCGAAAGGGAGUUCACUGUCAGCGCUCAAGUGAAUUCCGCGAACAGACUAAAAUUGCAGCAUGAUGUUUUCAUGAUCUCCAAGUCCGCCGUUGCUUUGCAAGCCUUACAAGAAACGAUCAGAAGCAUUUUACCGGACCUGAGGUGCAAACCCAAUAACGCUGCCAUUCUGGAAUUCUUGCAGUAUGAAAAGGCCCUGGAUGCAGAAGAAACAGAAUCUUUGAUAUCAGCAAUCCAAAAGACAUAUCCUGAACUGCCCUUGAUGAAAAAGGAAGUAGUGAAUAGCCUACACCAAUCACUGUGUAGGACUGGUCUUGGACCAAAACUGCCGUACAAGUUUCUCAUCCAGUUCCUUCGAUUUGGACACGAACGUGUAGAGACAAGAGACAUGAACGAUAAUUCAGUAGACCAGGUCGUUGAAUCAACCCUAAAGGACAUCUCGAUAUGGGCUGAAAUGGAGACGCUACAAAGGACGCCGGCCAAAUGUGUGGACCAACGACGAAGUCUCGAAUUCUUGGGCGGAAUAUGUAACGAAUUGAAAGAUGUCGUUGCGUUUUUGGAGCGGCAAGCGCAAGCGCUCCGGGAGCAGCAUGGUGGGCUGACCAUGCACAAGUCAGUAGAGGAACUGUCUGCCAAGAUAGGCCAAUGUGCGGGUGCAGCAGCACUACAACUGCUAGAGGAACAAUGGUUUGCGCUUCAUGCCGAUCAAAUGGCAAUGAGUAACCAAGGAGGCACCAACAGGAUCAGGGAGCUAAUAACUAUUAUCGAGCGAUACAUUACUGGUUGUGAACAUUUAUGA
This is a messenger RNA of Glarea lozoyensis ATCC 20868, 1440 nucleotides long. RefSeq lists its product as uncharacterized. The record is from RefSeq and is a predicted model, not a curated record. Lineage: Eukaryota; Fungi; Ascomycota; Leotiomycetes; Helotiales; Helotiaceae. Bases 1 to 1440 code for a protein of 479 amino acids. The transcript has 2 exons.